CCUUAUCGUCAUGUGUCAAAUAAUGUACAAAUUUAAUUGUUAUGAAAUUUUUUGUAUUUUUCAUAAUGGAAUCGUAAUAUGGAACUGAAUUAUCCAAAUUUAGCGAUUCUUCUAAUGAUGACUGUCAUCGGGGCCACCAGCGAGGCCCCAAGGGUGAAGCGUUUAUCCUCUGCCGAAUUCAAGGGGGACGCCACCCUCGAGCUGGCCAAGUACGUGGUCUCUAUACGAUCAAGGACACCGCAGACGUUCUUUGGCGACAAUCACUUUUGUGGCGGUGGACUUCUAUCGCGGCGCUGGGUGCUCACCGCCGCCCAUUGUGUGAUGAACCAACUCAAGGUCAUAUACAUGCCACGGAUGCUGCUGGUGGUGUCCGGAACACCCCACCGUUUGCGCUUUGUCAAAGACAGAACUGUGUGUUCGCCGGUGAAAUCGGUGCAUGUGCCCAAGAACUUCAUCAUGUACAAUACGAUGAAUAUGGCGCUGAUUUGUCUGAAGCACAAGUUGCCCUUGGAUAAUCCAAACAUUGGAUAUCUUCUCCUGCCCCUGACGCCGCCCCAGAUGGGAGUGACUUACUCGGUGCUCGGCUGGGGGCGAAUGUAUUCGGAAGGCCCCCUGUCUUCCGAAAUUUUACAACUGGAAGUGGCCCUCAUGGACACCAAGAAGUGCCUGUCGCACUUCAAAUACUUUCGCCCCGGCAUGCUAUGCGCCGGCAAAGAUAAUUCAACCAUUGACGCUGAUCCCUGUUCUGGCGAUAUCGGUGCCCCGGUCAUAUGGAACGGGGUGGUGGUGGGCAUUGUGUCCUAUCCCCUGGGCUGUGGCUCCGAUAUCCUGCCCUCCAUUUACACGGAUGUUCACUCCGGCCUCAAGUGGAUCACGGAAACGGCCUAUGCCUCUUUGGCGGAGGGGUUGAGGCCACUCCUUGUCAUGGUUUUGUCAUCGUUGGGAGUGCUGCUCACACUAUAAGCCGGCUUUCUAAAACAAAAUCAUGUAAAUAUUCGGAUGACCAAAAUGAUCAUUCUAUGUAUGUAUGUCUGUGGAUCCAUAUUUUCGUACUAACUGUGCUUUCAUUUUGGUAAAUGCAUUUUGAAUACAUGAAAUCUUGAAAAAUCUUAAA
Drosophila kikkawai is the source of this 1114-nucleotide messenger RNA. RefSeq names its product trypsin alpha-3. The record is from RefSeq and is a predicted model, not a curated record. Gene Ontology annotation, biological process: proteolysis. Gene Ontology annotation, molecular function: serine-type endopeptidase activity. NCBI's taxonomy places the organism in Eukaryota, Metazoa, Arthropoda, Insecta, Diptera, Drosophilidae.